This is a messenger RNA of Tauraco erythrolophus (red-crested turaco), 552 nucleotides long. The record is from RefSeq and is a predicted model, not a curated record. NCBI's taxonomy places the organism in Eukaryota, Metazoa, Chordata, Aves, Musophagiformes, Musophagidae.
AUGACCAUGCAGUUCAUCAGUCACCGCUUCCCGGAGGAUCACGACCCCACGAUCGAGGACGCUUAUAAAAUACGAAUACGCAUCGACGACGAGCCAGCCAACCUGGAUAUCUUGGACACAGCAGGACAGGCAGAGUUUACGGCCAUGAGAGACCAGUACAUGAGGGCUGGCGAGGGAUUUAUCAUCUGUUAUUCCAUCACAGACCGGCGCAGUUUCCAUGAAGUCCGUGAGUUCAAGCAGCUCAUCUAUCGCGUUCGACGCACCGACGACACUCCAGUGGUGCUGGUGGGAAAUAAAUCCGAUCUGACACAGCUGCGGCAGGUCUCCAAAGAAGAAGGCUCUGCUCUUGCACGAGAGUUCAACUGCCCUUUUUUUGAAACGUCGGCUGCGUACCGCUACUACAUCGAUGACGUGUUCCACGCUCUGGUGCGGGAAAUCCGCAGGAAAGAAAAAGAAGCUGUGAUGGCAAUGGAAAAAAAAUCCAAGCCUAAAAGCAGCGUGUGGAAGAGACUGAAGUCACCGUUCAGAAGGAAGAAGGAUUCAGUCACCUGA